Molecule: messenger RNA, 1268 nt
Organism: Cimex lectularius (bed bug)
Lineage: Eukaryota; Metazoa; Arthropoda; Insecta; Hemiptera; Cimicidae
Product: hsp70-binding protein 1
Exons: 6
Coding region: 255-1256 (333 amino acids)
Source: RefSeq, a predicted model, not a curated record
AACAAUUUACAAUCUUUAAACUUGGAAAAAGAAAAUCGAGGUAUGUUUUGUUUUAUGAUAGCAAAGAAAAAGUGGACACGAUUAAAGGUUUCGAGGGAAUAUUUUUUUGUUUUAAUGGUCAAAAAGUUGGUUAACCUUGUGAAUAACACGUAAAGAAGGAAAAGUGUAAAGGCGAGACAACAACCUGAACGCAUUCCUCUCUCUAUUUGACCGUUGGUUUUCUUUAGAAAAUCUACCAUCCAGACCUGAGGAUUAUGUCCUCGAACGGGAACCAAGGAGGCCCGAACCAGGAUCCGCCUUUGGCCCUGCCCCAACCCAGACAGCCGAGGAAUCUUCAGGAUCUGCUGAGAUUCGCCGUCGAAUCUAACGAUGGUAAUGCAGCUGCUAACAGCCGAGAACCACCUCGGGCCAGUCUCGACCCUGAAAGUAGAGAGUUUAUAUCGAAUGCGCUACGAGCACUAUCAGUGGAUGUGACAAAAGAACUUCUUGAUGCGAUCAAUGUGCUCAAGACGCUGGAAAAGUACGACCAGGAUCCUUUAGUAUAUGAGAAUGCCUUUGUGACAAUUACCGACCACAUUGACAACAUCGAUGCUGCCAAUGAUUUUGUAAAGUUGGGUGGGUUUGACAUUGCAACCAGUUGUUUAAGUACAAGACAUGCCGAGGUGCGAUGGAGAAUGGCUGAUGUUCUGGCUCAGUGCGCCCAAAACAAUCCAUUUUGCCAGCUUGAAGCGCUUAAAAGAGGAUUUCUCCCUAUUGUUCUGAAAAUGACAGACAGUGAUCGCGAUGAAAAAUGCAAGAUCAAAGCGUUUUUUGCUGCUUCGAACAUUGUAAGAACUUGCGAGCCAGCUUUGGAAGAAUUUAUCAAAGUAGACGGGUUUUCUGUUGUACUAAGAGCUAUGGAAAGUAAUAUAGAAAGGUUAGAAAACAAAGCUACGUUUUUUCUCUCGGCUAUAUUAUCAGAAAACUCAAAGUUAGUUGCUGAAUUAAUCGGAAAAGGGUUUAUAGAGCAGUUAAUAAAUAUGAUUAAAAAGGAACACAGCCCCAAACAUGAACAUAUGGUUUCUGCAUUGUUGACAAUAACAAAAAAUAGUACCACAGCUGAAAAUGAAUGUAGAAGGCAAGAACUAAAUUUACUUCCUCAUUUGACAAAAAUAUUAAACACAUAUGGCCAUGAAGACACAUUCAAGGAGGAAAUCAACUAUAUAAAAGAUUUGAUUCUUCUAGUUUUCCCUGAAGAUCCAGAUGUGGAGAGGUAAAAAUUAACAAAA